This is a messenger RNA of Trichophyton verrucosum HKI 0517, 426 nucleotides long. RefSeq lists its product as uncharacterized. NCBI's taxonomy places the organism in Eukaryota, Fungi, Ascomycota, Eurotiomycetes, Onygenales, Arthrodermataceae. The coding region runs from base 1 to 426 and encodes 141 amino acids. The record is from RefSeq and is a predicted model, not a curated record. The transcript has a single exon.
AUGCUUGUUGGCCUCGAAGAGCGAGCGGAUGUAGACGGCCUGGCCGCGCCAGAGGUUGCGGUGGACGGCCCAGUCAAGCGACAGCUUCAGCGCGCGUUUGUACAGGACUCUGCCCUCAGUCAGUAUCUCUCUUUUUUUUCUCUUCAAUGGUAUCAGCAGGACUUACAAGGCUGGGUGGCGGGCCAUGGCUGCAGCAGUAAUGUCAAUGGCUUCUGUAAAGUCUUCGUCUUCUCUUCGUCUUGCGAUGCAGGUCGUGAGGUUGACUUCGUCGCUGGAACAUGGAUAUUCCGGUUUCGUCCGCAUCGUCGACGGAGCCCAAAACAUAAAACAUCGCCGGCCCUGCAGCAAAAGCAAGACAAGCAAAAAAAACACUUCUCUUUACCUCACUCUACCUCUCUACUUCGACCUCUACAUCUACGCCAGUAG